Messenger RNA from Astyanax mexicanus (Mexican tetra), 4260 nucleotides. RefSeq names its product ADP-ribosylation factor 3a (gene arf3a). The record is from RefSeq and is a predicted model, not a curated record. Gene Ontology annotation, biological process: intracellular protein transport; vesicle-mediated transport. Gene Ontology annotation, cellular component: cytoplasm; plasma membrane. The coding region runs from base 79 to 624 and encodes 181 amino acids. NCBI's taxonomy places the organism in Eukaryota, Metazoa, Chordata, Actinopteri, Characiformes, Acestrorhamphidae. Gene Ontology annotation, molecular function: GTP binding; GTPase activity. The transcript is spliced from 5 exons.
AACGGUGUUCUCGCGAGACUUCGCGCGGGGACACUUGUCGGUUGGUGCUGUGUGAGUGAGAAAGACCAGCCUGCUACCAUGGGGAACAUAUUUGGCAACCUCCUAAAGAGUCUUAUAGGAAAAAAGGAAAUGCGGAUUUUGAUGGUCGGCCUGGACGCAGCUGGGAAGACCACAAUCCUGUAUAAACUGAAGCUGGGAGAGAUAGUAACAACGAUUCCCACCAUCGGGUUUAACGUGGAGACCGUGGAGUACAAGAACAUCAGUUUCACAGUGUGGGACGUGGGUGGUCAGGACAAGAUCAGGCCUUUAUGGCGACACUACUUCCAGAACACACAGGGUCUUAUAUUUGUAGUGGACAGUAACGACCGAGAGAGAGUGAAUGAGGCCAGAGAAGAGCUGAUGAGGAUGCUAGCAGAAGAUGAGCUGAGAGACGCCGUGCUGCUGGUCUUCGCCAACAAACAGGACCUUCCGAACGCAAUGAACGCAGCAGAGAUCACGGACAAGCUGGGCCUUCACUCGCUCCGCCAUCGUAACUGGUACAUCCAGGCCACCUGCGCCACCAGUGGCGACGGGCUGUACGAGGGUCUGGACUGGCUGGCCAACCAGCUCAAGAACAAGAAGUGAGGCAGACUGGAGGAAAAAUGCAUCUGAGCUGCAGCUCAUCAGGGAGCGCCAGAGGGUUGGAGUUUCUUUUAUUCUGUUUACAAGACGAGAGUGGAGACACCAGGCCAGCUCAGAGUUUUACUGUGCAGCCGGUACUCCUCUUCUCAGUGCUUUCUCACUUUGUAAAAAUGUCACUUUAAUUCACUCUCCGGUUUUAGUACAUAUACUUCGACAGUUAUGACAGAAGAUAGGUAGCACAUCACCAUGACUUAGUUUUACGUUCUGUUAGUAAAGAAAGGUGCUUGGCUCUCGUGUGAGUUGACGUGAUUCAGUCAGCAAAAUCUGAACGUCUCAUAUGAACUUCGUAUACUCACCCUGUAAAUGUUUAAAACACUGAUAGUGGGUGAACUAAAUGCCCUAACUUUUAUUAUUACUGUGGCAUAUAGUCAUUAGUGUUAAAUGCAGGUCAUUUAAACAGUCUUAACACACUGCCCCAGUGGCUCAAAACGUGGUUCUUAGUGACUUGGACCUCGGAAAGGUUUUAAGUGUGGGAAAUUAACAGAGCGAAAUGUUCUUAAUCGAUUCUUGAGAUUUGGUUCUGAUUAUUGGGGAAUUUAGGAGGCGUUCUCUGACUCGAGGAGGAAUGCUAGACUCUAGUGUGUUCCAAUUUGUGUGUUUGGAUUUUAUAUGUUUUUGCUAGAGUAAUGCUGUGGAGAUUUUACAGUAACACACUGUGUUUUAUUAGCAUUUAAGUCAGUGGUGAAACUUGUAGAGAGUGGUAGUAGUACUCUAUGCUGCUUGUAUAUAUAGCCCAGGUCUUUGAGCAGGCCUCAGUAAGUCCUCCGUUUGUGAACAGACAGAUGACGUGAUCGCUGCUCUCUCGUUUUUGCACGUGCACAUUGCCUUGACAGAAUACGUCAUGCACUGUUUAUGGUGGUUGCAUAGUCAUAGGUGUUGUGGUGCACUACCUGAAGAACAUGCCUGGUGUGGUCCUGCCGAUUCUAUGACUAGACAGCUGCAUUAUUACACCUCAGUGAAACUAAUUUGCUGCUCUUGCAUGAUGCCUGUCUGUAGUGGCUCGUCGUGUGCGCUGCGAUCUCCCUGUAUUUGUCGCAUGUUGUGUUAGAUGCUGUAUGUAGGCCUUAAUAGUGGGGUAGGAGUAGCUCUCUGUAGCUGUGUGACUGAUUGAUAUGUAGGUGUUUCACACAUUUGUGGUUCUUAGGGUUAACAUCCUUAUAGUGUCUCAGAGAUGAAUUCUUAAGCCCGUUUCAGACAGGAUAAGUGUUACAUGGGGAGAUUUCUUCAGAAAAUCUAAAAGAAAAAUACAAUUAUCUAAUUUAUGACAGGAAAUCUUGGAAGAAAUGACGGUGAGAUGGAAGAUAUCACUUAAAUUAACUCACUGCCAUCAACCCUAAAAACAUGUGAUGAAAACCAAAUAAUCUUAUAACGCACUUAUAAUUAGUAAAAAUGACAUUUGUUGGAAAAAUAGCAUCUACAUGAGCAAAACAGGAGGAGAGACAAAUAGACUUUGGGCAAUACACUACAAAAUGAUUUGCCAAAGGUACUGAAGCCAUUAUUAAUAGAUAGUAUUAAAAGUAGUAGUUGAAUUAAAGUAAAAAGUCAAGCAAAAUGGAAAUCCUAGGAAAUACUGUAGAUAAUAGGAAAAUAGUUAAGUACAAUAACAAAAAAAGGUUUCAGAAGCAUUGCGCCUCUAAAAAGUCAUUUGGCUUGUCUUCGGAAAUUUGACUGAGGUUUACCACAGACUUGCAUGAUCUAAGUCUCCAUACUUUUAGUUAAUAUAACUUGAGGUUAAUUUGGGCAUCUGGUUAUGGUAGAAAAAUCACUGAUCAACUGUGGUGGUAAUAAUUACUUUAUCCCCUUGUGGAACUAAUCCCAGGCUUAAGACACUUUAUUCAUUAUGGCUGCACGAUAUGGACAAUAAGAGAUAAUAUGCUUUGCAGUAUAUUACGAAAAAUACACUAGUAAAUUGAAUGAACAAUCUCACAUGCUUAAAUUGAAUUGAAUUAUUAUUAUUUAGCUAACAGUCAUAUAAGCACUGAUCUGGAAUUGUGAUUGGAAAAGCUGAUCACAACCUAUAGUAAACAUAUUUGUGAUUGAUGAAUUAAUAUGAUUUUUACUAGGCAUAUCAGUAUCAGUACUGAACAAACGGUAUAUUUUGCAGACUUACAAUUCACAUUUCAAACUAUAUUCAAAUGAGAAUUGCAUCUAUGUGAGUGUGUAUUGGUGCCUGUGAAUAUGAGUUUUUACUAUUUUAACAUUUAAAAUGAAAAGUGUAUUAAUUGUUGUAUGUCAGUUACAAUAUUUUCCUUCUUUAAAAGCAUAUAUUUUGUAUUUAUUGUUAUUUUUGUAGAAGCUUUGCCCAUAUUAUUUAUGCUAUGUGCUAGAGGUGGGUGAUAUGGCAACAUUAUUAUUAUUAUUAUUAUACCACACCGGUUGUAUGUCAUGAUAUUUUGGCCCACAGAUGAAAUGCACUGUUAAUGCCAGACUAAUAAAAAAUCAGUUGCUCUACAUCAAAUUAAACACAGCUGAUUAUCACUGUUGAUCAGUGUUCUUUAAGUACUGGCAAUCUAAUCUAUGAUAUGCUUAAAAAAAUGAUAAAAUGAUAACAUUUAUCAUGAUAAUGAUUACAUACUCUCAGAUUUACCUGCCUCUAGUUUGUGCUGAUGCUUCCUGUGCUAAGGAUCUGUUGGUUCAAGCAGUAACAUGAUUUGUAAAGAUCUCAAUGGGAAUGCAUCACAUGUUGUUUUCUCUUUUUGGCCGCACUCAGCCUGCCAACCCACAUCUAGAUUGUGUCCAGAUAGAUAGAUUUUUGAUGUGAAUCCACAUUUCUAAGUGGUUUGAAAUGUGUGUAUUGCAUCACUCGCAAUGUGACAAAAAAUGACCAUAUAAAAUAUUGAGUAACAGAAGUGUAGGCAUCAAAUAAAAGCUCCAAAGUUGACAGACACCUACAUUGUUAUCACAGCAACCUUUCAGAUGGGUUAAAAAUUACAGUGCGGAGAUCUGAUUUGAUAAGCAAAUCUGAUUUGCCUUCAAUCAGAUAUAUAGCCUUGUUACCAUUACCUUAGCUGAUACAGUCUGCUGUUAUAUAUAUAUAUAUAUAUAUAUAUAUAUAUAUAUAUAUAUAUAUAUAUAUAUAUAUAUACAUAACUGCCACAAUAAAACAUCCAUUUCACAAACCCUAAUACAGAAAAAAAAUGUGACCUAAAACGUAAAAGCAAAUAAUUUAUUCUGGUGUGUUUUUGUGCAUUAGUAAUAAACCUAGGGUUCAGUGUGUUCAAGCAGCAGUUCAUUUUUAUGUAAAGUAGGUUAAAGUACAAAAACGAUCAAUAACUAAGCCGACAGUCUAACUCUCACAACUCUUUAUGUUCUGUUUUCAAUUUUUGAGUUUAGAAUGAAAAAAAUGACAAAAGUGAAAAAAGAAUGAAAAAAGUGUUUAGAAUGAAAAGUGAAGUGAAUUUAUUGAAUCAUUGCUGAUUUGUGAUCAGCAAACAAACCACUUGUCCAAACUAACUUCUAUCAAUCUACUACCAUGUUGAUGCUUGACUUCCAUUACUACAAUGUAUCUGCCUGUAUGAGUAUACACAGUCCUUUAUUGAUCAAAACUGCCCAAAUAAACUCUGUACGACCAAGAUGAAA